GAAAUGCAAGAUGGCUGCACAUUCGGGAGGAAUAGAUUGGUCAGCGGUGUUAAAACCAUUUUUAACUAGUUCAGGAGAAAGUGCUGGCAAAAAUGAUACGCUAAAUUUGGUGAAAACUAUAAUUCACAGUGAAAAUGAAAUCCUUGAUCAUGAUGUCAGUCACAAGCAGUUUUUCGACAGCUUGGUCGUGUUGGCUGCGGAAAACAUUACAAAUCAAGUCACAUCACUCUCCCAGACGCAGUUACCGCAGUUUGCUGAAGCUGCCACUGUUCUUAUUCGUUACGUCAUGCAACACUUGGAUGUCCAAGCAACAAAUAAACCUAGCAUCUUGUUGAUGGCGCUGAAAGUGCUUUGUGAAGGACGUAAAGAACAUGAACAUGCCGCUGGUAGUUCAGCGGUUUCGUCGAUAAUAUCCGCUUCCGGUAUGAAAUAUAUCAAAUAUCCAGAAGCGCACAGUAAAUCGUCGGCUGUGGGUAGUGGUAGUAGCUCGUCUGGAGUUGGUGUCGGUGCCGGUUCAACCGGUUCUGAAAAAGAUAGCCCUAAGAGUGAAAUGAAACGCUCGCGUUCUGAUCUAUCGACUGUUAUAUUGCAACAACUUACGACACCAUUGGGAGCUGGUGUGUUCACUUUUGCUACACUAAGCGAAGAGCAAAUUGAUUGCACGGACCUUUUCGUCAAAGCGAACAUUCAAUAUUUACAAGCGACUAAUGGAGGUGACACGUUGUUCAAAUGGUGUACACAUUCGUUGAUAACUUUGUCGAAAUAUCGCAUUAAAUACGAAGAAUGCACCAUGCAAGGCAAACCCUUGUAUCUCCCUAUUACAACAACAGAGGCAACGGCUGUCAAGGCGAAUCUUGCCCAAAUUGAAUCAGACAUUUCUAACCUGUUACUGGCAGUUUCGUUGCCAGUUUUGGAACCACUGACACCCAACAAGAUUACUCUUCUCUCACAAUGUGCAAUGUCAGCUUUGUACUGUGCUGUUUUAACUUCAACAGCUAUCAGUGUUCUCUCGAUGGCCGCUAGUGGCUCACAGAAAAGCGCUUCUUCGACGCAGCUUCAACAAAAAGAGCAGCAGUCAUCUGGGACACAAACUCAAAAGGAAAAUGACGAAGAGGAGGAUUAUGCCAGAAUUAUAGUCGAUCGCGGGCUAGAAAUUUUUACCAAAAUAGGAAGCAUACUGAAAAGUUCGACCCGCACCCACAUUUAUCAGAAUCACGUUUGUAUGGGAGCUUGGUUGUUGAUCUAUGGAAUCCAAGGCACUAUGGGUGCUUCUGGGAAUCCUGCUGGUGGCAAUAUUCAACAGGCUGCUAACGUAAAAGCUUCGGAAGAAAGUUUAAAAGGAAGAAGCCCCUUGAAAACUUUGGAUGUACCGCAGAUGGCUUCAGCAGUUCCAUCUCCUGCAUUGCGAGUUAAUCUAUUUAAAGUCCAGCAAGGAUUCGGUGUUCUUAAUGCAGCAAUAGCUCGACACAGCAUUUCACUGUUGACAGAAUUAAUUGAUGAUUUGAAAAUCGACUCUCGCUCAGACGACGAUGAGUACAGUAGCAUAGAAUCCGCUGGAUUCGAUAUUCUAGGACAGUAUACUUCAAUUCAACGUGUGGUACGCGUUCUUAACAGCGCAACACUGCAACAAUUAAUGACAUUUUUGGCAACGGUUUCGUAUAGAAAGGCAUGCACCCUUCGUAGGAUUAACACCAAGAGCAACAAUGAAGGCGAGCCAAUGAGCUACAGUGAUUCUACAACUUAUUAUAAUGAUACGUUCUCUUGCUCUGAGGAGAGUGAGCCAGAAGAGGAAGAUAGUGACAGCUACUUAGGACUUUGGUUCAAAGAAACAUUAUCCCCGGAAGCCAAUGAAGAGCUUGCUGAGUCACAGGAACAAGAGAAGAAAGAUGAAAAACGACAUGGCAGUAAUCUGGUUUCGGCCAAGGAUGAACCUCACGAAUAUCUCAAUCUGAGCUCGUUAAUUUUCAACUUUUUCGAUGUAUCACUCGGAGGACAACAUAUUUAUCUAAACCGAUACGUUCGAACAGGAUUGAGUGAGCAACAGAUGGUUUUACUGGCAAACAUUUUGCGUGAUCUGGAUCGUGAUUCCGCUAGAGGCGAACCGGAAAAUUCAGGCUGUCUACAAUGGCAGAACGCGAUGGUGAAAUUUUCCGGUUCUGUUGGUCGUUAUUUGCACAAUUUAAUAUCCAACUCCCUUCUGAAUGAGUCUUUGCAAUCGGCUCUUCUUCUUCACCUCGGAGUUUCUCCAUGGACACAAGAUUCAAAUAUUUGGCCUCUUCAAGUAUACUCACGUACGUUAGCUGUACUUGUACAAAUACUUCUAUUGAAACCAUCACAAGAAAAGGAAGCAGCUUGCUUGUCGGUUUGGCAUCGUCUAGUGAACACAUUGGUUGAAGGUGUUUGUUCGACUCAGACUAUUCCGAAUGAAUCUGAAACUGAAGAUUUGAACGUUGAACAUGCACAACUGUUACUCUUUUUGUUCCAUUCCCUCAACCUGAUGCAAAAGAAAUCAAUACUGUUAUUAACUGCUGGUGGAGUAAUUCGCUGCUCUGAAGUAUGCCGUUCAGUUACUCCCGAAAAACCUCUACGUGACAAUCAGAUUAUGCUGUUGUCGAGAUUGCUGCUGUUCCUGGAAUAUCUAAUGAAACAUUUGUACAAUCCACCGAACGUUUUGUUGGAGCAAGUUCGCUGGAAUUUAUUCAGCGUGUUCACGCUAGAUUCGGAUCAAAAAAUCUCCGAUCUCAUCAACUAUAAAACCAAAAUGAUGUCGUUUUGUCGCAAAGAUAUUGAAGAUAAACAUCGGAAGCUAGCAAACGAGUUCAGUGUAGGAGGGGUGAAACCGAAGUUCUAUUCGUUAACUACGGUGGAUGCCAAAAUUCAGCAGGAAUUUAAGCUGGAUGGACUUGCCUGGAAUUUCAUUCUCUGCACUCCGGAUAAAUUGAAAUAUCCAUGGUUGAUAGACGCUUUGAUCGAUAUUCUUAGUAUUACGGAUAUGUGUGUUGCUAAAAUUCCGUUUCAGACGCUCUGUGCUGUACAUUAUUGCUUCAGUUUGUGCUGGAAGCUGUUAUUAGGAUUGCCGCCCUCAACACAACACGUCGAGGCACUUAUGCAGGAGAAGAUACCAAACUUACAUUCACUGUUAUGGUCGAUUCGCUGUCUCCACCCUAUAACGCAUUCUCAUUAUCUAAUUGUGAAUAGUUUAGUGAAGCAGGGUAUGUACACACAAUCGGCGGAAGCGCUUUGGAACCGACUUACCGAUCAUGUAUCCGAUGUCAAAUAUAGUCUCAAGCUGACUGUAUUGGGUCUUGAGUCUUUUUCUGAAACUUUUGUACCGGAACAACCGCAGCUAUCCAAAAUUAUUCUGUUGGAUAGUUUGGUAUCGCAUCUUUAUGCUAUAUGCUGGGCUGAAAAGGAAGGUGUUAAUAUUAAAACGAAAUCUAACAAUAACAGUAGCAGUUCAUCCAGUAGCAGUAGCACCAGUUCUACUAGCAGUACCAGCAGCUCAACGUCAACUUGUUCUAGCGGAAGCGAUUCCAGUGUUGGAACAACCGGUGUGGGCAACCAACAGCAGCUUAGUGUGUCUCCGGGAACUGUUACUAGUGCUGACGCUUCUACAACAACGGGAUCCGGUCUGGAAACUGCAAAAAUGGCUUCACGCAAUGAUUUGACUAGAAGCGUAAUGGCCAAACUAAUUGAAGUGUUAGACAUUGUCAAAGAAGCAACCUAUAAAACAAUGUUCCAAAAUUUAAGUGGACAAAUUCCAGCUACCUUGAUCGAACCAUUGAUAGCCAUUUGUGGUUCUAAAAAUACCUUCUGUCAAGAUUUAUCUACCCAAUUGAUUGCAUUGAUUACUGGCCAAGAUAAAGAUGUUAUUUCUGUAGAAUGGCGCAAGAACUUGUCCAUUUCCAGCGAGGAUAAUUUCACUACUGGAUCAUUCCCGGUGGAAGUGCAUACCCUAACUGUCAUCGAUGGUCAUCUCACGGAAACGUCGAAACAUUUAACGUAUUCAAUUCUACUCUCGCUAAAACACGCACUAAAGUCGUGUAUUAAUCUAAUCUUCUACAUGUUGCCGAAUUACGACGAUAAACAACUAGAUGACGAAUUGAAGGGAAUUCUUAUACCGAUGGUGUUUGAUCUCCGGUCGGAAUAUCUGUACGACGUGGUGAACAAGUGUUUGGAAUCGCUUCUAAGUGGCGAUGCUAGCUCAGAGACCUAUCAGCUGCUAGCGUACUCAAACAUACUUCAACACAGCUAUCAAUUUUUGAUCGAAUACACCGAACUAUCUGCUCAAGGACAAUCGAUUAAUAUCGAAGAAACCGUUUUACACAGUAUAAUCAAGUUUUGGGAAUCUAUGCUAGACAAAAGUAUGGGUCUGAAAGCCAUGCGCGAGUUUUUCUAUGGAAACAAAAAAGGCAAUCUUGUGCAAGUUUUGCUGUCAUUCACCGGCACUAGUCUGUCACAGAAAUAUGCAACCAAAGUGUUACUGUUCUUUGAGAAACUUUUUUCUACUUCCGAAAAACUCGACGCCCAAUUCGAUGAAGAAGAAGUUGGCUGUUGCAUCGGUGAACUUGCAAAUACGGAUGCAUCAAAACUGAAAAACUGGCUCAGUCACAUUCUGCUUGGGCCUCGGGGAGUCAAUUCGAAUUCCGUCGGUUCGAAUGCAUCCAGUAACGUUCCAACACCGACUAAUAUGGCAACAGUGUCGGCCAUACCUAGUAUUACCGACCAGUUGGCGGUGUCGGCAAUAUCGGACAACAAUACUGGCAAUAAUGCAUCGGUCGGUGGUGACCCGGAUGCAAUGGACAUCGAUUACGAGUGUAUGCCGUGGCAAAGGGAUACGAGUCGCACCGGAAAUGAUACCGUCGACGAAGCAUUGGAAAAGAAUGGGAAGUUGUUGCAGGUCUUGGUCAAAUACAUUGUUGCUGAGAAUAGGAUAUCCUCGUCCGUAUCCGAAGCUUUGUUCCAGGCUUUGAUUCAAAUAGGACACAAUUUACUUUGUCCAGCACAGGAAGCAAUCGAAUUUUCUGACCUGCUACAAGUUAUGAUUACACUAGCAGACGCAGGGAAAGGUCGCGGCCAUGCGGUUCUAUUUACAGCCGCAAUCGAUUGGUUGGAGAUUUCCAAGAAUCAAGUUCUUGAAAGUAAGGUAAACCGAAGUAGUCCGAAGACUGCAGUUCAACUGGAAAAUGUUACGGCGAUCCUUAAGUAUAUGAGUGAUCUGCUACUUGGUUUAGGAGCAUCGGGCAGUCGUUCGGUUAAUCCUCCAUGGGAGGAAGAAACGCCGUUAGAUGCAGAGGAUAUUUUGGAUGAUUUAGGAGGUGAUGACGAUGAUAGUGCCGUUGAAGAUUCCGACGAAGAUAGUCUCAGUAACAAACUAUGUACUUUUUCGAUAACUCAGAAAGAUUUUAUGAACCAACAUUGGUAUUACUGUCACACCUGCAAAAUGGUUGAUGGUGUAGGUGUUUGUUCUGUCUGCGCUCGCGUAUGUCAUAAAAAUCACGACAUUAGUUACGCCAAGUAUGGCAACUUUUUCUGCGAUUGUGGAGCGAAAGAGGACGGUUCUUGCCAAGCGUUGUCUCGACGUAGUACCGCUGGUCAUGUCGAUGAUUCUAUUCUCGGUUCCGCUUUACCAAGAUCUUCUGAAGCUGAUUCGGUUAUGUUAACCAGUUCUCUUCGUCGACGUGCUUCUAGCCCAACAAAUCAAACGAAUCAAUCCGGAAAUGCUCAGAUGUCGGAAAAGAAGUUAUUGCUGGCAAAGAUUAUAGAAAGUUCCAAAGAUGCUCUCGGUAGUCCAGACCAAUGGAAGGUUGUCGUUCGUUGUAUUUUGUCAUUCUUUAAUUCGCUUAUGCCGGCUAUAAAAGAUCAUUGCGCCAAAUACUCGACUGUUGGAUGUCAUCUUCGAGCACGGAACGCUCUGGAGCGUUUACAUCAACCGGAAAAAUCGUACGCAUUCAAUGAUCAAAUCAUGGUUGCGACACUCGGAUCCCAAGAAGGAGCAUUUGAAAAUGUGCGCAUGAACUUUUCUGGAGAGCAAGGACAAACCAUCAAACAACUGCUCUCUUCGAAUCUGGUGCGCCGCGUGGCUUUGUGCUGUUUAGCUUCCCCCCAUGGUAAACGUCAGCAGCUGGCAGUUUCUCACGAGAAAGGAAAGGUGACGAUACUCCAGUUAUCUGCUUUAUUGAAGCAAGCUGAUGCAGCUAAGAAAAAACUGACUCUAACCAGAUUGGCAUCGGCUCCCAUACCGUGUACUGUUCUUUCGCUUGCUUCAAAUCCUGCUAACGAAGACUUUCUAGCUGUGUGCGGACUAAAGGAAUGUCACAUUCUAACCUUCACCAGCACUGGAGCCACAAAUGAGCACAUAAUAUUGACACCGCAGCUCGAAACCGGUAAUUUUAUUAAACGUGCAAUUUGGCUACCGUGCUCACAAACAAAACUGGCUCUGGUGACUGCGGAUUUUGUCAAAAUAUACGAUCUUGCAGAUGAUAGCUACAGUCCUCAAUAUUACUUCCUUGUACCAAGUGGAAAGAUCCGUGAUUGUACAUUCGUUUACCAAGAAGAGACAUAUUAUAUGCUGAUAAUGUCGUCACAUGGCUACAUCUAUACCCAACCGUUGAGCGAUGAAAGUUUAGCUAAACAUGGCCCAUUUUACGUAACAAGCACACUAGAACUCGAUCAUCCAUCAAUUACCGACGACAACGGGCAAAUUCUUUCUGGCGGUGUUUCAAUCUAUUAUUCUCAUGUGCUUCAGAUGCUGUUUUUCAGUUAUGUCGCUGGCCGCAACUUUAUGGCUCCGUUAUCCAAUGUCAAUCAAGGAGUGAAGUGUGUUAUUAAUCUUAUUUCGAAUCCAGCAUCAAAAGUAUUUUCCAAAUCAACAACUCAACCAUUAUGCCAAUGGACCGAAAUUCCCGGACAUCCAGGAUUAAUUUGUGCAAUGAUGCAAAAUUUAAAUAAUCCUGUUAUUUUCAUGAUCAAGCCGGACGGUUAUGUUGCUCAAGAAAUUAAGGCUCAAAACGCGAAAGCAAAAAUAAUGGACAUGGUAGCGAUUCGUCAUUCGGUUUCCGGUGUGGAAAAAACAACACUGAUUCUGCUUUGUGAAGACGGUAGUCUCAGAAUAUACGCGGCACAUCCGGAAAACACGGGCUACUGGCUAUCGCCGGAAAUUCAACCAAUCGGUAAUCAAUUCCAAACCGGAGCCUAUUCGAAAUCAAGAAAAUCUAAAAAAUCGAACAAACAAACAAGUGGUGGGCAAUCGAACGGGAAGAGUGGUAGCAGCUCAGCUCCAACCUUCCCGAUCGAUUUCUUUGAGCACUGCACACUAAUGAACGAAGUUGAGUACGGCGGAAAUGAUCUUCUGCAAAUUUAUAAUACACAGCACUUGAAACAUCGACUCAAUUCAACCGGAUUGUAUGUUACAUCUACUCGAGUCAACGGUUUUACCCUGGAUGUGAUGAACAAUGAUCCCAAUAUGGUCAUGACAGGUGUUCGCAUCUCGAUUGGAUCACAGGAUGUGAGCAAAGCUCCACAAAGCGUUACUAUACUAGGAAGAGUAAUACCAACGGUACCAACCCGGGCCCGAUGGUUCGAUAUUCCGUUGACCCGCGAAGAAAGUCUACAAAGCGACAAAAAGCUAAGCAUUCUUUUUGGACCUUCUCAUGACGCUGAAAAUAUUACCAUUCUGGAUAGUAUCAAAAUCUAUGGCAAAACAAAGGACGUUUUUGGGUGGCCCGAAGAGUCUGAGGAUGUAGGAUCGUCACAGAUGAACUCCGUUGUACAAGCUCCAGGACAGAUCGCUAGCACAACAAAUGUCAAUGAAAACGUAGAUGCUAGUGGGAGCUCCGGAAUGACGGUUACUCCUCUGGAUAAAAUGGUAUCUACAAUGUUGCAAGUCCUAGACAGUGGUGUUUCACUUCUUGGCGGACCGAAUAGCGAGGAAAGUUGUAGACAAACGGCGGUAGAUGUUGCAACGUCUUUGAUUCUCUACCCAACUACCAAUCAAGUGCAACAGGAUGCACGUAACCUUUUGGUAGCUUGCCAACCAACUAAAACAGCUUAUCAUAACUACAAAGAUAAAGAAGUGCUAGCCGAUAUAAAUGAGCACUUGCAAAAAAUGACCGAUGCUAGGGACUACCGAAACAUUGACCCCGAAGCCUUUUACCGGGUGGUGCUUAUGACCCGGGCAAUCGCUAUUCAAAGACCUCAAUCAUUGGCAAAGAUCUGCUCAGAAAACAACUACCCAAUUUUGCAACAACUAAUGACUCUCAUGAAAGACUUGCACAAAAUCACACCCGCUUAUGAAGAACCUCUAGCUAUAAUCAAGCAAGGUUUAUCGCAUGUCGAAGCCGUCGUUUACUCACUGGUCGAGAUUAUUUACGCGUUCGCGUUAUCAGAGAGCGACAUGAUUGAGCCGAUGACCAAAUUUUUCGUUGAUCUUUUGCUUGAUCCUGCACCCAUUAUUAGCCACAGUGCUAAACAAGCAAUGAUCCGUUUGCUACGACCCAAAAUUCGCAGGCGCAAGGUUCUCAUCGAAAGUCCUCCCGUCUGUUCCACUCCGACCCCAGCCGCUGCUAGUUCCAUUCUACCAGGGCCAUCGACUUCGUCUUUACCUUCUACCUCGUCAGCUGGAGCGGUAGGAUCUGUUGGUACAGCUGCUUCCAGUAGUAGCGCAGCUGAAGAUUUUGCAAGUGCUAUGCAAGAAGUUGAUGCAAUUGAAUCACUUGGACUCGAACCGUCCGGGGGAAAUCAAGCAUUGGCAUCACUGGAAGCUUUACUAGGAGUAGGCUUUCCGCAUCUACUAGAAACUCCAGAUGCCGACGACGAAACCAUUAUGGAAAUUGCCAUUGCAUUGAGCUUGCAAGAUAAUGAAACAGAUUUGGCAGCCCUUCAGCAAAGCAUUGCACAAUAUCAAGGAAGAAAUCGCAACCAAGCCCAAGGUUUGCCAGCUGCAAUUGCCGGUGGUUCUUCAUUUAAUGUAGAAUCUAAUACUUCUGGUGGUGGAUCUGACGAUGACGAAAUAUCUAAUGUUGCAACAGAGGGAUCUACACUGCGCACUUCACCAGCUGGUGAACACGGCGGUAGUGGCAGUGGAGGAUCGGAGAGUGGCUGCAGUGGAGUAGAAAGUAUAGGCGGAACAUCAGGGCGUAGCUCUACAUACGAUGAACAACCAAAUCCGUCACCCCCAAGAACAUCUGGAGUGGAUCAGAUACCUCCACAGCCGAUGGCUCCGCCAGAAAUGGAGGACACUGGAAGCGAAAACGCAUGUAAACUACAUGUGCUAAGAUAUUCGAUACUUAAUAAAUUGGUCGAUAAUUUUGCCUCGCUUGACACUGUAAACGGAUCGCAGUGCAUUCCAUUUAUGCAAACAAUUUUAAUGCUGACAUCGGACUUGGAUGGUAGUCAGGAGGCCGACCAACAGGUUAUGAAUCGUUUGCUGCAAGCGCUGAUUGACCGACUUGAGAUUCCGUCGACUAAAAUCUACCAGAUGUCAACUCGGACUACAAAAACUGAAGUUCAGCUAAUAAUCCUACGUUUAGUUGGUGUUCUGAUGGGUAAAGUAAAAUCCAAAUCAUCAAAUUCAUCUUCUGCUGUCGUUGGAUCAUCUGCAGCCGUCAACCAAGCAAUUCUCGAUAACGCAACAUUCGUGGCCCAGGCUACAGCUAACACUCUAAUGAAGAAUAAUGCCAUUCCGUAUUGUUUGAUGAUCAUGGAAUCGUUUCUACCACACUGGAAACAUGUCGCUAACAGUGAAGAACUUGUUUCUGGAGCGAAUACUGCUAACACAUCUACCGGACCUGUCAUAACAACUCCAGGAGGAACACCGACAAACAGUUUACUGAAACCAACACUUUACGGACUAUCGCCAGACAUGCAACCAUUCUUCGCCCGGCAAUAUGUAAAGGGUUGUACAGAUGUAUUUGAAUUAUAUCCACAAGUUCUCACUGAGAUGGCUGUUCGUCUACCGUACCAGAUUCUUAAGCUAUCCUCAGGACAUCCAUCAUCCCAUGAAUGGUACCAUUCUUUGUGCGAAUACAUGACGAACACAUUGUGCGAAUAUAUGAUGUACAUGCAAUCGCCAGUUUUGCGUCGACAAGUCCGCAAACUUCUGCUUUACAUUUGUGGAAACAAAGAGAAAUAUCGUCAACUGAGAGAUCUACACUCUCUGGAUACUCACAUGAAAGCUGUCAAGAAGUGUUGCGACGGACGUGUGCAAGUUGCUUCGAUUGGUUCUGGUACAUGCCCAAUUUUGAGCUAUGAUUCGCUAGUGGAGUUAACAGAGCAUUUCCGAUCUUGCCAGGAGAUUGCCUCUAUCCGUACUGGUAAUUGGCAAAAGUUCUGUCUUCGAAAUUCAGAUGUUCUUUCGACUUUGUUGAACAUUAGUUGUUGCCAGCUCGAAGAAGGUGUAUCUUCAAUCAUACUGCAGUUACUGCAAUCGGCAAUGUGUAACACGCAGGGUAAUAAACAGGAUUCGACCAGUAAUGCUGGAUCAUCCAGCAUAAAGAUUUCUGUAAUGAAAGACCGCAAGGACCGUGAUAAAUCGGAAGAAUCAGAUACGGCAGCUGAGUCCAGAUUCGAUCCAGGUCAAUGCGUGGCUCUUGUAUCUCAAAUUUUCAAUCAAGUUCUAAUGCAAACCAUGACUAUCUUCAUCCGUAGUUUCUUACUUGAAACGAAUUCAACUGCUAUUCGCUGGCAGGCACACAGUUUAGUCUACGCUUUCUACGAAAACAGCACGGAGUCCAACAAGGAACAACUUCUGCAAUGUCUUUGGGGACUAUGGCCAUUGCUACCAGCUUAUGGAAAACGAACCGCUCAGUUUGUAGACCUACUGGGAUUCCUAACUUUGAACACCAAAUCUUUAAGUGACAAACUUCCCGAUUAUACGGCACAAGCUGUCUCUGUCCUUCGGCAGCAGAAUGAACUACUCACCAGACACCCGAACGCACCAAUCUAUACUGCCCUCGGUCACGUUCUAGAGCUAGAAGGAUUUUAUCUUGAAUCAGAACCGUGUUUAGUAUGCAACAAUCCAGAGGUUCCCUAUUCCAACAUAAAACUGUCUACCAUCAAAGUCGAUUCCAAGUUUACCACAACGACAACUAUUGUAAAGUUGGUUCAAAGUCACACUAUAUCGAAAAUUAUUCUUCGUAUUGCUGAUCUGAAGCGUGCCAAGAUGGUUCGUACGAUAAAUAUCUACUACAACAACCGUACCGUACAAGCAGUAGUGGAACUGAAAAAUCGCCCUUCAAUGUGGCAUAAAGCCCGAAAAGUUACGUUACAAUCCGGUCAGACGGACGUGAAGGUCGAUUUCUCUCUACCGAUCACAGCGUGCAAUUUGAUGAUUGAGUAUGCGGAUUUCUACGAAACCGUCAGUGGUUCUAGUGAAAGUUUACAGUGCCCACGCUGUAGUGCGAUUGUUGCUGCAAAUCCGGGAGUUUGCGGCAACUGUGGUGAAAACGUUUUCCAAUGCCAUAAAUGUCGAGCUAUAAACUAUGACGAAAAAGAUCCGUUUUUGUGUCAUUCGUGCGGUUUUUGCAAGUAUGCUAAAUUCGACUACAGCAUCUUUGGUCGGGUUUGCUGUGCUGUUGAUCCCAUCGAGUCUUCAGAAGAUCGAACCAAAACAGUGCAAACGAUCCAUGCCUCACUGGAAAAAGCAGACCGUUCGUACAAGACGCUGCAGAACAAUAAGCAAAUUUUGGAACUGUUAGUUCAAAAGGUUGCCGAGCACAAAUUGGACCGAACAUUUGACGAAACGUUGAUCGGGUCGGUGGUUGGUUCGUCUCAAGUCAACAAAGUUAUACAACUGUUAGCCCAAAAGUACUGCGUGGAGUCGAAGUCAACGUUUGAAGAAUUGAGUAAGAUUAUCCAGAAAGUACAGGCGUGCAGAAGGGAACUUGUUGCGUACGACCGCAGUCAAAUGGAUUCGCCGAGUGGUGGAACUUUAGCUCACGCAUCGGUUCUUGAUAAAACCGUUGCCAUGAAUAAAUGUUAUGGCUGCGCCUUAGCAUCCACAGAACAGUGUUUGACGUUAUUGCGUGCGAUGGCGUCCAACAUGCAGUGUCGGAUUGGGCUGUGUAACCAAGGAUUGGUUCAGGAGCUGGCACACAAUAACCUUCGGCGUGGAACGAAUCAAAUUCAAGAUGAAGUUCGCCAGUUGCUAUGUUUGCUAACUCGAGACCUGCCAGAUGCAACUGCCGGUUUGUGUCAAUUGCUACAGGAUCGAGUAAAAAUGGCUUUGAGUGGUUCAGUCCCGCUGGCAAAUUUGGAUGCUGCUGUUCGCCAUGAAAUGGCACUAUUGGAAGCUAUGACGUCUCAAGAUGAUUCAUGCUGGGAGCUAAAACUUAAAGCGGUUAUUGAACUGUUUUUGCAGGCAUCCAGAGAUGUCCGUGGUCCUGCCGUUGCUGUCAUUCAGCCGUGUCUUCGUAUAGUUCAAUCGCUUAUGUGUCCACCGCUUCCAAACAGUAAAACGAACAAAGAUCUAACAACCCAGGAACUGUGCACCGUUCAACCCGUAGAAGGGCUCACUGUAAGUUACGAAAAAUGGAUCGUUGGUGAUCCACAACAUUCGUUUUCUGCAUGGAAAGCCCGAAUGCCACCCAUAACGGGCACGGCAACUCCCAGAGCAGAGGAUAGUUCGAUUCAGCUAGCGCAAACGGCUGCGGGAGGUGCAACUGCCGGAUCGCACCAAAUAACUCCCAUCAGUUUCCGUUCUGCUCUAGAGCAGAAACGUAAUCAAUUUAGAAAUGCCUACCUGUUUGAGAAAUAUGGAAAACGAUGGCGUGAGAAAGUACUAAGCAAGGGAGUUAACGCAAUUCCAUUGGAAUUAACUGCUGCAUGGCUGCAACCAGUACUAUUCAAUACUAAUUCUCGUUUGGGACGGCAAUUGGCUUGCGCUUUGGUUACCUCUCUCAGCAGAACUACGGAACGAAGACGUGAAAUCUUGGAUCUUUUGACUACUUUCUUGAAACAUAUUGGCGAAAGUGGUGAAGCUAGCUCGGAAUUUAUUGCACUCUAUCGAAUUUUAGCGGAUGAAACACCCUGGAGGCAGUAUCUAGCCCUAAAAGGAGUGUUAACGUUAACUGCAAAUCUACUAACAGUUGAGAUUGAAAAAAUACAUCGCUUGGAAGAAACAACAUUGUCUUCAGAUUUAGCACAAGGAUAUGCAUUGAGGCAGUUAGUUGAGCUUAUGGCUAUGUUCCUAGAUAAUCCUCCUAUUCGAAAAACAUACAAAGGAAAACUGUUGGGAUCAGUCCUGCAGGGAUAUUUGAAUCUUCGAAAGUUGGUUGUCCAAAGAACUCGUAUGAUCGACGACGCUCAGGAAAAGCUUUUGGAAAUGUUGGAAGAAAUGACAACCGGUACAGAGGAGGAAACAGCAGCAUUCAUGGCUGUUUGUAUUGACACAGUUAGAAAAACUUCGACUACUGAUGUAAAGACCCCAGUUUUUAUGUUUGAACGUCUGUGUUCAAUUAUUCAUCCUGAGGAAAAUGACGUUGGAGAGUUCUUCUUAACACUGGAAAAAGAUCCACAACAGGAGGACUUUUUGCAAGGACGCAUGUUGGGCAAUCCUUACCCGUCAAAUGAAGCUGGAUUGGGUCCGCUGAUGAGAGAUGUCAAGAACAAAAUUUGUAUUGAUUGUGAGCUGGUUGCUCUGCUCGACGAUGACAACGGAAUGGAACUUUUGGUACAUAACAAAAUUAUCAGCUUGGAUCUACCAGUUAAAGAAGUUUACAAGAAAGUGUGGCUUCAGGAGGGAGGCGAGCGAGAUGCUAUGAGAAUAGUAUACCGUAUGCGUGGUCUUCUCGGUGAUGCUACGGAAGAGUUCAUAGAAACUCUAAAUGCUAAGAGUCAGGAAGAGGUCGACAACGAACAGCUGUACCGAAUGGCUAAUGUUUUGGCAGACUGUGACGGAUUAAAGGUCAUGCUUGAACGCAUUGGUAGUUUGCAGAAUGUAUCGAAAUCUCGAACACUGCUACAAGUAUUGCUUAAAUUGUUCCUUUUGAGCGUGAAAGUUCGUCGUUGUCAGGAAGUUCUGUGUCAACCGGAACUGGGCGCUAUAAAUACUCUGUUAAAAGUUUUACAGCUCUGUCUGCAGAGCGAAAAUGAUGCACAGCAAUCUGCAGUCACAGAAAAACUGCUUGAGAUAAUGGAAACUAUAUUGUCCAAAGCUGCAUCGGAUACACUAGAUUCGUUUCUUCAAUUCUCUCUUACAUUUGGAGGGCCAGAAUAUGUACAGGCCCUACUAUCCUGCACGAACUGUGCUAAUGUGCGGAACAGUCCAUCCGUUUUGAGACAUUUGAUACGAGUAUUGGCGGCACUUGUUUAUGGAAACGAUAUCAAAAUGGCUUUACUAUGCGAACAUUUCAAAGAAGUUUUCGAUUUUAAUAAGUUUGACGCGGAUCGAACCCCGGAGGACGAGUUUAAGCUGGAAUUAUUCUGCGUUUUGACCACUGGCAUUGAGCACAAUUCAAUAGGGGGCACCCUUAAGGAUUACAUUAUGAGCUUGGGCAUUGUUGAGAAAGCAUUAGAAUACAUUAGAAGUCAUGCACCGUGUGUGAAGCCAACUUUGCUUAGAACCGACUCGGACGAAUUAAAAGAAUUUAUUUCACGUGCAUCUUUGAAGUACAUUUUAAGAUUCCUGACUGGUUUGGCAACAAAGCAUGAAGCCACACAACUGGCCGUAGCAAAGGACAUCAUUCCGAUAAUUCAUCGUUUGGAGCAAGUUUCAAGUGACGAACACGUCGGAUCAUUGGCUGAAAAUUUGUUGGAAGCCCUGUGCACUGAACCGGCCACAGCAAAACGAGUUCAAGAAGUACGUGAUUUCACCCGGGCAGAAAAGAAACGUUUAGCUAUGGCGACUCGAGAGAAGCAACUGGAUGCGCUCGGCAUGAGAACCAACGAUAAAGGUCAGGUCACUGCUAAAGGCUCCAUUUUGUCUCAAAUCGAAAAGUUGCGAGAGGAAACUGGAUUGGCUUGUUUCAUUUGCCGCGAAGGAUAUGCGUGUCAGCCUAACAAAGUUCUUGGAAUUUACACCUUCACCAAACGAGCAAAUGUCGAGGAAUUUGAAAUGAAAAAGAAAACUGUUGGAUAUACUACGGUAACUCAUUUCAACAUAGUUCACGUCGACUGCCACAUGUCGGCAAUUAGAUUGGCAAGAAGUCGAGACGAAUGGGAAAGCGCAUCGUUACAAAAUGCCAAUACCCGUUGCAACGGUUUGCUUCCACUUUGGGGUCCAGAUGUAAGCGAAUCAGCAUUCUCAUCUUGUAUGGCUCGUCACAACAACUACAUGCAGGAAUCGACUCAACGCUGUGAAAUAACAUUCAGUAGUUCGAUUCAUGAUUUGAAAUUACUGCUUGUUCGUUUCGCCCAAGAGAAAAGUUUCCACGAAGAUGCCGGGGGCGGUGGCCCUCAAUCCAACAUGCACCUAGUCCCGUACUUGCUAUUUUAUAGUCUUUAUACGCUCCUGUCAUCCCGUUCGUACUCUCGCGAAGAAAUGAUACUUACUGCAUAUAUAACUCAUAAACCAUCGGAUCGUUGGUUAGAAUGCGCAUAUGAGGCAGAGGGCCCGCUGUAUUUGAUCGUGAUGUCGUUGGCAUUACACACCCCAGCAAUCUGGAAUAAUAAUAAGGUAGCCCACUUGAAACGACUUAUUACCGUUGGGCACGCUCGUCACGUUAGUCCUAACACAAUUUGCAAGUUUGUUGCGCCUAACGACAAAACCCAGAAGGAUUAUACUGUGUACAAGCCAUAUCUAAUGCUUUGGGGCUUGGUAGAUUUAAUUUAUAAAAAUUUCUUCCGCACGGUAACAACUCCGAAGGAUGAAGAUUGGCCGAUAUCUCUGUUCGACUAUUUACGCCGUAACGAUGAAGCUAUGCUUAAAAAUGCUGAUGGUACCCUGGAAACUUUCACUGAUGAGUAUCUACCUUGUACAUCAUUUGGGGAAUUUUGUGAUGUUGCUGGUUUACUUAGCGAUAUCGAAGAUCCGGACAGCUGGAUGGAUGAACUAUUGCAAUCGUUGCCGUCUCCAGGAUCUACCACAGUUUCUACGACGGUUACCAACACAGCGUCAUCUGGUAACAACGCUCCUGGGUUGGGUGGUUCAUCAUCGACUGCUUGAGCUUGGCAGGAACUAUCGUUCGAAAGUGAACUGGUGGAAAACAACGAUGAUGAUGAUGAUUGGUGACGUUGAACUUUACAAAUUAUUUGAUAUACCAUACACAUUUGAAAACAGCAUAUGAACGACUGGAUAAUUAAAACCUAGCGUGAUUACAGUAAUUGAAAAAGAGCUUAGCUCGUUUAAAUAAAUGUACCUUUAGUACCGAUAAUCCCCAAAUUAAUCAUAAAAAUACAUACGUGUUUGUCUAUGCUAUCACUUUGAACGAUUGAAAUAAAUAUUUAGCAAUUCACAAA
Messenger RNA from Malaya genurostris, 16395 nucleotides. RefSeq names its product protein purity of essence (gene poe). NCBI's taxonomy places the organism in Eukaryota, Metazoa, Arthropoda, Insecta, Diptera, Culicidae. Gene Ontology annotation, molecular function: protein binding; zinc ion binding. The record is from RefSeq and is a predicted model, not a curated record. Bases 11 to 16102 code for a protein of 5363 amino acids. The transcript is spliced from 9 exons.